Pestalotiopsis fici W106-1 is the source of this 1305-nucleotide messenger RNA. RefSeq names its product Xaa-Pro aminopeptidase. The transcript is spliced from 3 exons. Bases 1 to 1305 code for a protein of 434 amino acids. NCBI's taxonomy places the organism in Eukaryota, Fungi, Ascomycota, Sordariomycetes, Amphisphaeriales, Sporocadaceae. The record is from RefSeq and is a predicted model, not a curated record. Gene Ontology annotation, molecular function: metalloaminopeptidase activity; manganese ion binding.
AUGUCGGCAUCUUUUGAUAAUGUGUUCAACGGGAAAUACCCGGCCAAGUCCUACGCCAAGCGUGUGGUCGAGUAUAUUCGGACCGGGAUACCUGCUGCGACCGGCAUUAUAUACCUAGAAGGACAAUAUGAGCAGUUCUACGAAGACGUAGACGAGCUCAUUUUUUUCCGGCAACGGAGAGCCUUUACGUACUUGACUGGCAUUGCCGAUCGUGCUGGAUGCCACUUGAUAUACGACAUUGCUUCCGAUACAAUGACGGUUUUUGUUCCGCAAGAAGAUGUCGAACAAAUCCUGUGGUCAGGGAAAUCUCCAAGCUCAGAACAGGUACUCAAGCAAUAUGAUGUCGAUCAUGUUCUACCUGAUACGGAGCUUGGCUCAGCACUCGCAGAAAUCGGUCGGCAGCAGCGAGGAACUCACGCUGCUGUAUUUGCAAUCGCUGGACGUUUCCGACAAAAGUUCCACGACUUUGAGAACAGGAAUUUCGACAUCUUGGGUGAAGCUAUCGAGGAGUGUCGAAUUGUCAAGGAUGACUUUGAGAUUGCCUUGAUCAAGAAAGCAAACGAAAUUAGUUGCGCUGCACAUAGAGCUGUUCUCAAGCAAGUCAAAAACUUCAAAAAUGAAGCCGAGAUUGACAGCUUAUUCACGGCUGAGUGUAUGAGGAGAGGUACCAAGAAGCAGGCAUACCCGAGCAUCGUCGCUAGUGGAAUUAAUGCCGCCUCAAUGCAUUAUGAAAGCAACAAUCAAGAUCUCAUCAUCGACAACAAAGCCAAAGACCUAGUAUUGGUAGAUGCUGGGUGCGAAUGGGAUUGCUAUGGAUCUGACAUCACACGCACUUUUCCAUUAUCUGGAAGAUUUUCCAAGAAUUCCCGUCGCAUCUACGACAUCGUACUUCAAAUGCAACUUAGUUGUAUUGCAGCCUUGAAGGAGGGUGUCGAAUGGGAGCAAAUCCAUACCUUGGCACAUACUGUUGCCAUAGACGGUCUUUUAUCAAUCGGUAUUCUAAGAGGCAAUCCGAAAAAGAUUUUUGCGGCAAGGACCAGCACUGCUUUUAUGCCAUAUGGAGUAAGCCACUUUCUCGGCAUGGAUACACACGAUGUUGGUGGCAAGCCCGUCAAGGACGAAACGGAUCUGCUAUUCAAAUACCUUAGGGUACGCAGAAGUCUUCCUGCUGGAAGCGUGGUCACAGUUGAGCCUGGGCCUCACUUUUCGCCACAUGUCAUCCGACCUUACCUUGAAAGUCCUCAGCACAACGAGUUCAUAAACGAGGCCAUAUUGGAUGAAUGUUGGGCUGUUGGAGGAAUAUGA